CUUAUACGUAUUAAAAUGUUGUCCAAAAAAUAGUCGAUGAUUUUUUCAAGAGUAUUUGAUAUCCUGUGUUUUAGAUAUUGACGAUUAGCGCUUUGGUGAGGGCUCUCUGAGGCGCGUACUGUGUCUUUAAAUGCCGCUCCUCCCCCUCCGCUCUCCUCUGCUCUGGAGGUGCUGAAACGUCGCCUUUCUCGUUUCAGAGCUCUAGCAGCCAUGGCUGAAAUAAAGACGGGCAUUUUUGCCAAAAACGUCCAAAAGAGGCUCAGUCGGGCACAGGAAAAGGUUCUGCAGAAGUUGGGAAAGGCGGAUGAGACAAAAGAUGAACAGUUCGAGCAGUGUGUGCAGAAUUUCAAAAGACAGGAGUUUGAGGGCUCUAGGCUUCAGAGGGAGAUGAAAGCCUACAUAGCAGCUGUCAAAGGGAUGCAGCAAGCGUCUAGGAACCUGACAGAGUCAUUACACGAAGUAUAUGAGUCUGACUGGCACGGCAAAGAUGAUGUCAUGGUUAUUGGAAAGAACUGUGAUGCUUUGUGGGAGGACUUCCAUCAGAAGCUGGUAGACUCUACCAUCGACACACUGGAAACAUAUUUGACUCAGUUCCCAGAUCUCAAGAUACGUGUUGCAAAGAGAAGCAGGAAGUUAAUUGACUAUGACAGUGCAAGGCACCAUCUUGAGACCCUGCAGGCUUCAACCAUGAGGAAUGAGAAAAAGAUAGCAAAGGCAGAGGAAGACUUGAAAAAGGCCCAAAGGGUUUUUGAUGAUCUCAACGUUGGCCUGCAGGAUGAACUGCCCACACUCUGGGAUAGUCGGGUGGGGUUCUAUGUAAGCACCUUCAAAAACGUCUCCAGCCUGGAAGCCCGAUUCCAUAGGGAGAUCUCUUUUCUCUGUCAUAAGCUGUAUGAAGUGAUGAAUAAGCUCGCUGAGCAGCACUCGGACAAAAUGUUCACGAUCCAGGGAGCACCCAGCGACUCAGGGCCACUGCGAUUAGCGAGGACUCCCACCCCACCUGAUGAUGAGAGCCCUGACAGCAGCCCAGCUGUCAGCCCCAACCACACACUUAGGCCCACAUCCCCUGGCCCACCUCGACCCAAAUCACCUUCACAGCUCAAAAUGGGACCUCCAAAACCACCUCCUCCAAAAGUUACUCCAACUAAGGAGCUCCAACAAGAGCAGAUAAUUGACCUGUUCGAUGGAGGGUUUCCAGAGAUCAGUGUUACGUCACCACAACCAAACGAAAAACCUGGAGAAUCUCUCCUGGAUUUGGAUUUUGAUCCAUUCAAGCCGGAUGCCAGUACACCUAUCGGGCAGACCCAAUCACCCAUAUCUCAGACACUUCCUUGGGAUCUUUGGGCGGGAAAUGCUGCAGAGCCUGCACAGCCCGCUGCAGAUGCUGGCUUCACUGCCAACUGGGCAGCUGACUUUGGCUCUUCAGCCACUACAGGUACAGAGGAAUUUGGAAAUGGUCAACCUGCAGUGGAUGAGCAGGGAUGGCCACCUUCCGAAGGUUGGCCUACAGAGGCAACAUCACAGCCUCCAGAAGAGGCAGCCACAGAUGAGGUUAGAGCCUGGAAUCCAGAAAACUAUCUUGAGCCAGACCCAGACUGUGAUCCCUUUGCUGUGGGGGGUGAUGAGGCCAAGCAACAGCAUCCAGGACAGGGGAAAGAGAGUGUAGAGGAAGGUCAGACAGACUGGGCUAAAAAUCAGGUGGAAUGGGCAGAAGAAAAGGCAGGUUGCAGGUCAGAGGAGAGAGAUGCAGAGGAGACAGUGGGCUUGCAACCAAUGCCUGGAAUCAUAUUCACUGAUGAGUUUGGUCAGGAGAUUCAGGAUACCACAGAGGGCAUAGGGGGAGAUAGUUCCAGAUGGGGUCUGUCUAGCCAGGUUGAUCUAGAUGGAUCCGGCUCAGAGUACGAGACUGCUGAAGAAUGGGGUGAUGUCCCAGGACAAAAUAGUGGGUGGGUCAGUGCAGAUGAUGAGCUUGAAUGUGCCGAGAAUGAGAAUCCCAUUGUGGCUCCAGAACAAGGCACUGUGGCCAAAGAGUGCUUUGCAGAUUGUGGCACAGGUGAUGGUGUCCUCGAGCAGAUUACCCCUGCUGACUCUGGGUUCGGUGGUGAUGCAUUUGCAUCCAACUGGGAUCAGCCUGAAGCAACACCAUCUGCCUCAGAGCUUGAAAAUGAAAGCUUGGAUGAGCCACUUGCAGAUCCAACCAAAGCAGGAGCAAAUAUGCCUCAAAAUUUUCUUGAAUCUACUCUGAGUUCAGACCCAUUUGACACCGAAGGCAAAGAUCCAUUUGGUACAGGGGAUGAUCCCUUUGCAGCAUCAGGGGAUGACCCAUUUGGGAAUGUAAAUGAUCCAUUUGCGACCUCGGACAAAGAUCCCAGUGGCUUUUCUGGGAGUGAACCCUUUGUUACUACAGGCAGUGAUCUUUUUUAUACCGAAGGGUUAUCAACGAAGAGUCCAAAAAGUGGGUUUCAUUCUGAUCCGUUUGCAGAGACCCAGCUAGGAGACAAAGGACAGUGGGCAGCGGACCCCUUUGCCACUGAAUUUACAUCAGACCCUUUUGCUACUGGGGGUGAUCAGGACCCAUUUGCUAAUGAGAUCACAUCUGAUCCUUUUGCCAGUGAAAGCGGUGGAGACCCAUUUAUCAGUGAGAACAACCAGGGGUGGGCAGGGGGUUGGGAAUCCACCGGGACAAAGGAGAUUAUUGGACAAGGAAAAGACUCUGAUGUCUUUGAGGACAAAACUGGAUAUGCCAAUGGGUUUGCCCAGUGGGCAGCUUUUCCUGCACCAGCUGCAGACUCUGAGAACUCCAGUAAGGGCUCCUGGCAGGAGGUGAGUGAUAGCAGUGGCUUCUUCUCUUCUGAUGGCCAAGGAAACUUUACCGCAGGCUGGCCAGGUGAGGCUGUUCCAUCUCAAGACCCCUUUACCUCCUUCCCUGGGCAACAAGACACCUCUAAUCUUAAAAGUACCAUUGCAGAGGAGAAGGUCUAUCAUAAAGAGCCAGAGAACUCAGACCUGUCAGAAGACGAAGUUGCAAACCGGAGAUACGGAAAGUUAUACCAAGAAAUAGAUACAGAGCUGGAAGAGGUGUCCAACAAGGAUUUUAACGGAUUUUCUAAGGAAGCAACAGUCCCAACAUUUGUGGCCGACUUUGAUAAGAUGUCUGAGGUUGAGGCCCCAGAGGGUGAUGUAGCUGAAGGAGAAGGUGAAGCAGCCCCAGCCUCAGUAGCUGAGGGUGGGGAGGGUCCUGUCACCACUCCCCCUACAGACACACAACCGGCGGAGAUCACUGCUUCAAGCCCCCCUGCAGAGACUGCUACAAGCACUGUGGAGUCUCCGGUGUCUGCGGAGACUGAGGCAGCUGAGCAGGCUGAGCUUCCAGUUGAGGACAUAGAAAAGGAGCAACUCAGUGAAGAAGCCCCGGAUUCUGCUUCCAUCCAAGAAACACAGAAGGAGUCACCUACAGAGGCGGCUCUGGCUACUUUUGAGGAUAAAGAGUCUCCCAUUGAAGAGACUCCGACUAUAGAUGCCAAACCAGAGGAAGAGGCCAGUUCACUAGAAGCCAAACCAGGAGAUGAACCAAAUAAUGUUGAGCCCAAACCAACAGAUGAACCAGAUAUGGUUGACACCCAACCAGGAGAAGUUCCUGAUAAUAUUGAGCCCAAACCAGGAGAUGCUCCUGAUAAUGUUGAGCCCCAACCAGGAGAUGAAACCAGUAAGGAGGGUGCUGCAAACAAUGGGAAUGAGGAGGAAAAGAUGCCUAUCCCUUCUGUUGUUAUUGAGCCUGCCUCUAGUAAUGAGGGGGAUGAUGACCGUGAUGGUGAUAUCAUAUCUCCAGUAGCAACCAGUGGCAAUGGGAUGAUCACAGAAUGCCAGGCAACCAAAGACAUCUCCUCUGGAAUGCCUCCUGGAUACCUUUUCAAGGCUGAAACGAUGCAUGAUUUUGAAGCAGCAAACCCAGACGAACUGGAGCUGAAAAAAGGAGACAUUGUUUUGGUAGUACCCACAGAACUACCUGAAGAUCAGGAUGCUGGUUGGCUCACUGGCAUCAGAGAGAGCGACUGGCUACAGCAUGGCACUUCGGCUCAGAAAGGACUGUUUCCUGAAAAUUUUACGCAGCGUCUGGAGUAAAUGACCUUCGGUGUGUUGUGAGAAGGCACAUGGAUCUGGACGUCUGCCGACCGAGCCACUCACUAUAAAGUCUAAAGUACUGAUGACAUCUGAACUAUCAGACUAGACAAACACCACAUAAGAGGAAAUAACACCAUCGACUAAACGAAGCAAGAGGAGACAAAAAUACUGUACCUACUCUGAGCAUAAAGAAAAUAACCAAGCAUGAUGUGAUAGUAUGGUCAACCUUUUCUCAGAAAACCAAGAUCAAAUCCCUGUUUUUUGUUUGUUUACCUGUGAGCAGCAACGAAUUGAUGUGUGCUUUGUUGGAACUCUGGUGACCUCCACAUGUAAUUCCUGUCUGUCCAAAUAACUCAAGUGAAAGUUUCCCCUCUAAAGACAAAAAAGUGAUCUUAUCCUCUCUCUGCACCAAGCGUAUUGUACUGACUUUGUUGCUCUGCAGCGAAUUUUAUCAGAAUUUGUAGUGAUAUGAUCUAUUUAACCAUUCUAAGUGUUACACGGAACUUAGGUGUUUUCUUUGAGAUAUUUCAGAUAUAAAUGUGACAUUGCAUCAACGUUAGUGUUCUCUGUAGUUUCACGGCUGGCCGUGCGCGGCUAUGGUGGUGGUAUUUGGCAUAUAUUUAAUAUUGACAGUUUGUGACCGAGACUUUCAGUGUUUAUGCCAAAUUAAUCAAAGUCCUCUUGAUGAAUAUGUGUUGAGUUCCUACAGCAUGAGAAAUGUUGUGAGAAGAAAUCUGAAAUAUUGCACCUGGCUAUUACAGCUUUGCAAAACACAACAUGUAGCUCCCUAUAAUUACAGACAUUAUGUGUAUUAUAUCCAUAAGGACAUGAACGCAGAACUUAUCCUUGAAUGGACGUGGGAAUAUUAAUUUGUGAAUGAUGUUUUAUGUUUGGAGAAAUUGUAUUUAUUCAACUUUAUAUUUUUUAGCCAAUGAUGAGGGGGAAAGUUUGGGGUGGGAAAUCAAAAAAAUAUGCAAUAUAUGUCAUUGGUUGAUAGAGUUAUCAUUGUCUUCAUCGUUUGGUUCUGAGACAAAAACUGCAUCACUCCUGUGUUAGUAUUGUUAGCUUCACUGUAGAGCAUUUCUGUGAUGUACAUAUCUGUGCUAAUUUAACUGUAAAGUGAAUAAAGAAUAGUUCAUAUGA
Molecule: messenger RNA, 5265 nt
Organism: Carassius gibelio (silver crucian carp)
Lineage: Eukaryota; Metazoa; Chordata; Actinopteri; Cypriniformes; Cyprinidae
Gene: amph
Product: amphiphysin
Exons: 26
Coding region: 211-4122 (1303 amino acids)
Biological process (GO): synaptic vesicle endocytosis
Cellular component (GO): cytoplasm; plasma membrane; synaptic vesicle
Molecular function (GO): protein binding; phospholipid binding
Source: RefSeq, a predicted model, not a curated record